GAACUUUUGACGACAACCUCGGAAUGAUAAACCGGAUCGUAUCGUGAGAUCCAAAGCCGUAAUAUUAAUGUUGUGAUAGUUGGUUAUCGUUGUUAUUAUUUAAUUAAAAUUGUUUUAUUAUUUGUUAUAUUUAUUAUUAUAUUUCGACGGAUUUGGUGUCCGAGCUGAAGAAAACGGAUAUCUACUGUUACUGCGGCUGGUUGUGAGGUAUCCAUAUUUUGGGAGAAGAAACGGCUUGUUAUUAUUGUUAACACGAUUUUGGAGAUGAUGAAUCUGGGAUUUAAAAACACAUUGCACGACAGAAACACUUCCGUAUGGCAACUGAUAAAGAAAUCCGCUGUGACAUUACCGUGGCUAUAGGAUUUGAGCAUAGAAAAAAACAAACACUUUAUUUUUGUACACAUUUUUAAUCCAAGAAGAUUGACAACGACUGACUAUAGCAAUGGAUCUUUAUUUGAGUAAUCAAGUACGAACACUCAAACUUGGACAACACAUUUAAUUCUAAAAGCUUAGUGGAUUUAAGGGUUAGCGAUGAACUCGUCGUUGGCAGACAAUGAUACGGCCAAAGAUUCUGUCAACACCACAACCAGUUCACAUGAUUUAUUCAAAGACAGACACCUCACCGACUACUUGUUGAUAGUACUGUUCUGCCUUGUCAUAUUGACUACGGUGGUAGGUAACACGUUAAUUAUAUUCGCCGUUUUUACUACCAGGCGACUCCGGACAGUAACGAAUUACUUCGUGACGUCGCUGGCUGUUGCUGAUUGGCUUGUAGGAACGUUCGUCAUGCCAAUAUCCGUCGUAUAUCAUGUUACGGGCGAAUGGACGUUUGGACCUUUGAUAUGUGACAUUUGGGUCUCGCUGGACGUGUGCCUAUGCACUGCGUCGAUACUCAGCCUUUGCGCCAUAUCAAUUGACAGAUAUUUCGCCAUCACCAAACCUCUGCGGUACUCAAAAAAACGGAGGUCCAAAAGACUCGCGUCGCUCAUGAUAUUAGUUGUAUGGCUGGUUUCAUUGGUCAUAACGUGUGCUCCACUUUUUGGAUGGUACGACGAAAAGCGACACACCAAAAACACUUGUACCUAUAACCAAAACAAGGUGUACGUGGUGUUCUCGGCAAUGGGCUCGUUUUUCCUGCCACUGGUAGUCGUCGUAUACGUGUAUUUAAAAAUAUCCUGUGUAAUCGCGGAAAGGCACAAUAAACUCGAAGCUCUCAACGGACAAAAAUUAAAGAUAUCCCGUUACAGCCACGAAUCGAUGGAAAGACCAUCGGUGGAAAUGGACGAAAUCGUACGCGUCAGCUAUAAUAUCAGUUUGCGCAGAGGUGACGAUUGCCGAGUUUCGCUGAAGCGCGAAAACAAAACGGCGCAGACACUGUCUAUAGUGGUCGGCGGAUUUAUCGCCUGUUGGCUUUUGUUCUUCAUCGUGUACCUGAUUACGCCGUUUUUGCCGGCGUCGGCCAUACCGGAAGACAUGAUAAAGUGGCUUACGUGGUUGGGUUGGAUAAAUUCAGCCAUCAAUCCCUUUAUAUACGCGUUCGUCAGCCAGGACUUCAGGAUGGCAUUUUGGCGGUUGACGUGCAGCUACUGCACAGGGCACAAACCCAACCCAAACACGCCACACAACCGGUUCGUGAUCAGAUACAGUCAUUAUUCGAGAAACCAAGUCUAAACAAAUGCGUUGUUCGGUCGUCUACGAUACAGCCAUAUGAUAUUUCGAUAAUUUAAACAUCUUACACAAUAUAAUAAUAUAUAUACUUUAUAUGGUGAAAUCUCGUUAAAACGGUAAUCUAUCUACGCUAAACGAAUUUUUUCCUCGUUGAAAUUAGAUUGAGACGCGGAAACGAAGUGUGUUUUUAAUGUUUUAACGGGUACAAAUGUACAAUAUAUUAACUAUAUUAGUAAAACGAAAUUUCCUGUUUAAAUCUCGUCGAAUAUCAUACACGCUGAUAAACCCCAAUUGCACACAACUUAUCUUACUAAUAACCCAUUGCAUUAUUUUUUACUAUUUGUUGUUAUUCUUGAGUUAAUUUUUUAAUUAUUACAAUUU
Molecule: messenger RNA, 2049 nt
Organism: Rhopalosiphum maidis (corn leaf aphid)
Lineage: Eukaryota; Metazoa; Arthropoda; Insecta; Hemiptera; Aphididae
Product: octopamine receptor-like
Exons: 11
Coding region: 532-1671 (379 amino acids)
Biological process (GO): adenylate cyclase-activating adrenergic receptor signaling pathway
Cellular component (GO): membrane
Molecular function (GO): G protein-coupled receptor activity
Source: RefSeq, a predicted model, not a curated record